UUUUGGGGGCAGUGUGGGAGGGAGAGGAAAGAGUUCAAAUUGGUUUCCCAGCAUGUCAGGAUCAGUGAUGGAGCCAGAGAACCCAGUCCUUGCAAGUUGAGGCACAGCCUACUAGGGUUUCAUCCAACAUUACCACAUGUCAUGACAUUAGUGAGCAUGUGAUGCACAGCCCUACAGUACACUCUCCACCAUGGAAGCUGACACUAGUACAGAGGAUGAAGGAAUCAAUGCUUCCUCUGGUCUCCUUCAACAUGAGGAAGUCUCCUUGGUGGAGCCCAAAGGCUUUUUUUCCGGAAGGCUCUUCAGAGUUGUUGUAGCAGUCGGGAUUCUGGCUUUACUGACUGUCUUGGUGGCUGUGGUCGUUGUUAGCCUUGUUCACAGUUCUGCUGCCAACACUACAGCUCCGGCCACGUUCAACUGGGCCUCCUACUAUGGGAACCACAUGGUUCUACAGCAGGGCCCACACAGGGCUGUACUCUGGGGGUACGGAGAGGUGGGAGCCACUGUCAACGUCAGUUUUACAUCAGGUUACUACUCAACCACAGUUUAUAAAGGAAAAGAUGGGCAGGGUGUUUGGAAAGUCUCGCUAGACCCCAUACCACCAGGAGGGCCGCACCAAAUUCAUGGCGUCCAUGAUGUAAACGGGACACUGCAGCGGAUUUCUCUUGAAAACGUGAUGUUUGGAGACGUGUGGGUGUGCAGUGGACAGAGUAACAUGGAGUUUACUGUGGGACAGGCAUUCCAUGCCCCCCAGACCAUAGCAGAAGCAGAUAACUUCACCGACAUUAGACUGUUCACUGUUGAAAGAAUGCAGUCAGACAAACCUCUGUAUGACUUGGACAAGAUCUUGCAGCCCUGGGCUGUGGCUAGCUCUGAAAGUGUUGGAGGUGCAGACUGGAAGUACUUCUCUGCUGUUUGCUGGUUCUUUGGGAGAGAUCUGUACAAACACCUGGGCUACCCCAUCGGACUGGUGGCCACUACCUGGAGCGGCACAGCUAUAGAGACAUGGUCACCACCUCAGGUGUUGGACACCUGCAAUAUAACACACAGUGAAGAGACGGAAGAUUUUGAGCUGGUAGGAUGGCCCAGGGAACAUUCAGUGCUGUGGAAUGCCAUGAUUCAUCCUCUGCUGAAUAUGACAAUCAUGGGGGCAAUCUGGUAUCAAGGAGAGUCCAACACCCCUGAACCUGACUCCUACUCCUGUUCCUUCCCUGGGAUGAUUGACAGCUGGAGGAAGGAGUGGUACAUGGGGACUGGGGGACAGACAGACAGACACUUCCCCUUUGGAUUUGUGCAGAUAUCAACAGAGACACAGCCAGGUGAAAUGAACAUGGGCUAUCCAGCCAUCAGGUGGCACCAGACAGCUGACUACGGCUAUGUCCCUAACCCAGUCAUGCCCAAUGUCUUCAUGGCAGUGGCUGUGGACCUGGUGGAUCCAAUCUCACCAUUUGGGAGCAUCCAUCCUCGUGAUAAACAAGACGUCGGAAGCCGAUUGGUCCUCAGUGCGCGUGCUGUAGCGUACAACGAGGCCAACGUCCUGUUCCAGGGCCCGCGUCCUGUCAGUGUGGACGUGGAUACUGAGCAGAAGACUGUACGCAGGACUUACCCCACGUCUGUGAACAUCAAGGCCAACGAGGGUUUUGAGGUGUGCUGCUCCCCAGACUUGGACCAGUGCUCCAUGACUUCGCAGGAGUGGGUUCCAGUCCCCAUCGUGUCCAGCACCUCCUAUUCCAUCACCCUGCAGCUCACGCAGGACUGCUGGGAGAACGUCACGUACAUCCGCUACCUGUGGAAGGAGUGGCCCUGCGACUUUAAGGAAUGUGCCGUGUACUCUGGGGAAAACGACUUACCCGAGGCGCCGUUCUUUGGAUGCAUGAUGGAGCCGGACAAGAAACCUCCCUGCUAGAAUAGCAGUGAAUGUGCAGUGUUAUCUACUAAAACUAGUGAAUGCUGAAAUACUUAUUGUUGUUUAAUGGUGGCUUACAUUUAGUUUAACUAUGCAAACUGUGAGCAUCAAGCAGAGGAGUCCUGAAGUACUAUCUGUAGCAAGAUGUGUAAUUUAACUGCUACUAUGGUCUGGCACUAUGUGUCUCAACAGCAAAUUAUGUUAAACAUGUCAUUGAAACAUGUAUGAGGUUCUUUUUAUACCAUUCGUUUAAUAUUCAGGAAAAGGAUUUGCUUAAAGGAUGUAUAAAUGCUACUAUUAUUUUAUAUUUAUUUUGUAUAUAUCAAAGCCUUUAUAUUUCUCUUUACCUUUCUAUACGGAUGUGUACACAUGUACACAAAAAUGUUCAAAAUAGAUUGAAUGUAAGAUAUGUGCCAUUUGUUCAAUUUCUUCUGUUUAUUGUAACAUUGCCCUGGUAUUACAAUGUAUAUCUGUGGGCUGUGAUAGAAAAAUCUGCAAAUAUUGUCGUGGCGUGUAUUUGAAAAUUGUAUUUGAAAAAAAUGGAAAGAUUGUCACUUGUUUUUACACUAGAUGUUUUACUUUACAGUCCAUGGACCACCCAGAGUCACUCAUGUGCUGAGAAGUACAUGUACAUUGUAUUAUUCGUACAUACCUAAAGGACUACUUACGAAGCUGCUAGGUCAGAACAAAUUUACCGAGCACUAUCAGAUUACAAACAAUGUCAGCCAAUACACUUUACAAUUAUUAUGACUCCCCACAUAUGAUUCAUGACCAUCACAACAAA
This is a messenger RNA of Branchiostoma belcheri (Belcher's lancelet), 2690 nucleotides long. RefSeq names its product sialate O-acetylesterase-like. The record is from RefSeq and is a predicted model, not a curated record. Gene Ontology annotation, molecular function: sialate O-acetylesterase activity. Gene Ontology annotation, biological process: carbohydrate metabolic process. The transcript has 11 exons. Lineage: Eukaryota; Metazoa; Chordata; Leptocardii; Amphioxiformes; Branchiostomatidae. Bases 191 to 1906 code for a protein of 571 amino acids.